AUUAAUUGCAAGUUCACAGUUUAAGAACUUUCUGCUGUUUUUAAGACGCGCGCAAUGUCAUCAAACGGCAAUAGCGCGCGAAUAUUACAGUUUAUGGCUCCAGAGGAACGCCAUCAAUUUGGAAUUGAGACUCCUUACCAGCGUUUGGCAUGGCAAAUGCAAGACAUACUAGGAGAUGGAGGGAUCCUUAAAGAGGUGAUUCAUGCAGGAGAAGGCCCCCCCAUACCUCUGAAUGCUUCCGUAUCAAUUCAUUUUUCUGGUUUUCUUGAGUACUCUGAUGUACCAUUUGAGACAACAAGCAAUCAGAAACAUCCACGGAUGAUGAAGCUUGGUAGAGAUGUUACUUUGUAUGGACUAGAACUUGGCCUUCUUACAAUGAAGAAAGGCGAAUUCUCUCGUUUUCUCUUUAAGCCCAGAUAUGCUUAUGGGGACAUUGGCUGUCCCCCGCAUAUACCUCCUUUGGCCACAGUCCUCUAUGAGGUGCAAGUCCUUGAUUUCUUUGACUCUGCACAAGUGGAUGAAUUCAUGGAUCUUACUACGGAGGAGCAGAACGCUGUCCCACUGUCCACACUGCUGACCGUGGUGGACACCCAGCGUAACUUUGGCAACCUCUGCUUCAAUAAAAAGCGCUAUGAAGAUGCUAAAGAAAGAUACCAGCAGGCUGUGUCGCUUUUGCAGUAUCGUGAGGCAGUGAACGAGGAAGAGAAAAAACAUCUUGAGGAAGUAAAGCUAACUUUCCUACUCAACCUCUCAGCCACGUACCUCAAACUUGAAAAGCCCCAUAAGGCACUUAGCUAUGGCCAGAAAGCCCUUGUCAUAAACCCUGAGAACACCAAAGCACUGUUCCGCUGUGGCCAGGCCUGUUUGGAAAUAAACGAUUAUGAGAAGGCGCAAGAUUACCUCACACUUGCUCAGUCAAAAAAGCCCUUUGACCCUGACAUCAAUACCUUGCUGAAGAAACUUGCUCUCUGCUACAAGGAGUAUUUGGAUAAAGAGAAGGAGAUGUGUUCCAAGAUGUUCUCAGGUUUUAAGCCAAAAAGUGAGUGUGAAAAGUGAACUUAAAGUGCCUGCCUUCACCAUUUUACAAACCCUUCAGAUUGACCACAAGUAGGCAGUAUAAGCACAAUAAAUAAUAAAUUGCAUUGCAUUGCGGUGCAUUGCUGUUUUGCAUGUUACUUUGACUUUUCCUAUCACAAAUUAUAUUUUACAACAUACAUGCUCAGUUGUUUAGUGUUCUCUUUGGAUCAUUAGAAUCAUAUUCAGGAAUGUGGUUAAUGACUGAGGUGCCUUAAAAUAUUUCUUUUGAAAUAUUUUUUGUCAAUAUUUUGUAUAUCACACAGUGCAUGUGGUAUUCUUUUUUAUGUUAAAAAAUUUCAAUAAUUCCACUGUCAGCACUGACAAUCCAUUUUGUAUGUUAAGUUAAAAAUACCAAGUGAAUGUGUAAAAUAAACUGAAUGUUUCACCUGACCAGUGUUAGAUUUGUUUAAAAAUGAAUAGCACUA
Molecule: messenger RNA, 1502 nt
Organism: Paramisgurnus dabryanus
Lineage: Eukaryota; Metazoa; Chordata; Actinopteri; Cypriniformes; Cobitidae
Gene: fkbp6
Product: FKBP prolyl isomerase 6
Biological process (GO): spermatogenesis; piRNA processing
Cellular component (GO): cytoplasm
Molecular function (GO): Hsp90 protein binding; peptidyl-prolyl cis-trans isomerase activity
Source: RefSeq, a predicted model, not a curated record